UGGACGGUUUGCCAUCGUUCCGGUUGUGCAAUAGUAAACACUAGAUAUCCACUGCCCGAACGAUAGCCGCGGAACCGACAGCCAACCAGAAAUCCCAUCUCCCACAUCACCAUGGGCAUCCUGGAAAAAAUCUCCGACAUCGAGAAGGAAAUCGCUAAAACACAGAAAAACAAAGCUACCGAGUACCAUUUGGGUUUGCUGAAGGCGAAGCUAGCAAAGUACCGGUCACAGCUGCUCGAACCGUCGAAAAAGGGUGAAAAGGGCGAUGGAUUCGACGUACUCAAGUCGGGUGAUGCGCGCAUUGCCCUAAUCGGAUUCCCGUCGGUGGGUAAAUCCACGCUUUUGUCCACGCUAACGAAAACCGAGAGCGAAGCGGCCAACUACGAGUUCACGACGCUCACCUGCAUCCCGGGUGUGAUCGAGUACAAGGGUGCCAAUAUACAGUUGCUCGAUCUGCCCGGUAUUAUCGAGGGUGCCGCGCAGGGCAAGGGCCGUGGUCGGCAGGUGAUUGCGGUGGCCCGCACGGCCGACCUGGUGCUGAUGAUGUUGGACGCGACGAAACCAAACGUGCACCGGGAUCUGCUCGAGUACGAGCUGGAGUCGGUUGGGUUGCGGCUGAACAAGCGCAAACCGAACAUCUACUUCAAGAUCAAGAAGGGUGGUGGUGUAAGCUUUAAUGCCACCUGUCCGCUGACGCGCUGCAACGAGAAGAUGGUGCAAACCAUCCUGCACUCGUUCAAGAUCUUCAAUGCGGAGGUGCUGUUCCGGGAGGACUGCACCGAGGAUGAGUUCAUCGACGUAGUGACCGGCAACCGGAUCUAUCUACCGUGCAUCUACGUGUACAACAAGAUCGAUCAGAUCUCGAUCGAAGAGGUGGACCGUCUGGCCCGGCAACCGUACUCGGUGGUCGUCAGCUGUAACAUGCAUCUCAACUUGGACUAUCUGCUGGAAGUACUUUGGGAGCACCUGCAGCUGAUACGCGUGUAUACGAAGAAACCGGGUGCGCCACCAGACUUCGACGAUGGCCUUAUUUUGCGAAGGGGUGUCACGGUGGAGCACGUAUGUCACGCAAUUCACCGCACGCUAGCAGCCCAGUUUAAGUACGGGCUUGUGUGGGGCACGUCGACAAAAUACUCGCCCCAGCGGGUUGGCAUAUCGCACGUCAUGAACGACGAGGACGUCAUUCAGGUCGUGAAAAAGUAAUCCUCUUCCUAGGACACGCGUGGAAAGCUGCACUUUGGCUCGAGUCGUGCUUCCGACCCGGUGAUCAACCUUCCCAGGGCCACGGUGGGGCCGCGCAAACUUCCACAUCUGGAGACGCUAAAAACGUACUGAUAUACGCCUCGUUUUCACGUUCUUUCGUUGGUUAUCCAUUAUGAUAAUAUUAAAAAAAACACACGUUGAACUUGCUGCUCACCGACAGCUCGUAGACAC
Messenger RNA from Anopheles nili, 1434 nucleotides. RefSeq names its product developmentally-regulated GTP-binding protein 2. Lineage: Eukaryota; Metazoa; Arthropoda; Insecta; Diptera; Culicidae. The record is from RefSeq and is a predicted model, not a curated record. The coding region runs from base 112 to 1203 and encodes 363 amino acids. Gene Ontology annotation, biological process: cytoplasmic translation. The transcript is spliced from 3 exons. Gene Ontology annotation, cellular component: cytoplasm. Gene Ontology annotation, molecular function: GTPase activity; GTP binding.